This is a messenger RNA of Penicillium verhagenii, 1557 nucleotides long. Its product is annotated as putative GABA permease. NCBI's taxonomy places the organism in Eukaryota, Fungi, Ascomycota, Eurotiomycetes, Eurotiales, Aspergillaceae. Bases 1 to 1557 code for a protein of 518 amino acids. Gene Ontology annotation, molecular function: transmembrane transporter activity. The transcript has 5 exons. Gene Ontology annotation, cellular component: membrane. Gene Ontology annotation, biological process: transmembrane transport; amino acid transport. The record is from RefSeq and is a predicted model, not a curated record.
AUGCAAAAUAUGCAGGACGAAGUGGAAUUAAAGAGCGGAGGAACUGUGCGUUCGGGGCCAGCAGGGAGUGGGCAUAAUGCCUAUGAGAGUGUUACGUUGCGCGAAAAACAGCACAUGGAGAGAUACCUCAACUUCUUCUCGUCCGUCGCAUUCUCCACUUGCUUGCUUGCCACUUGGGAAUCCGCUGGCGGCAGCUUGCUCGCAGGCCUGUACAAUGGCGGCCCUGCAGCGAUUGUUUAUGGAAUAAUCUUGAGUACCGUGGGUAAUCUGGCGAUCGCGUGCUCGUUAGCCGAAUUAGCCUCUCUACAUCCCACGGCAGGUGCUCAAUAUCACUGGAGCUAUUUUCUCGCUCCUCGCGGCCGUCGAUUCAUAAGCUUCUUCCAGGGUUGGGUCACCGUCUUCUCCUGGUCUGCUCUCGUCUGCAUUGCACCAUAUUUCAUCGGAACCCAGAUCCAGGGCAUGGUUGUGCUGGCGUACCCCGAGUAUGAGCUUGAGAGGUGGCGUGGUACGCUGCUCAUGUGGGCAGUUGCAAUCAUCCCCAUCAUCAUAAAUAUAUUUGCUCGUCGUGUUCUUGGAGGCAUCGAGGUGGCGGCGGGUAUCAUGCAUGUUGUCUUCUUACCCGUCACCAUCGCCGUCUUUGUUGUACUUGCCCCUCGAAACCCCGACUCGUUCGUCUGGGAUACAUUUGUCGGUGGAUUGAGUGGCUGGAAGGAUUCUGGAGUUGUAUUCUCCGUCGGCCUUCUUGGUGUUAUCACCCCCCUUGCUGGCGUCGAUGGCGUAAUCCACAUGGCCGAAGAAGUGAAAAACGCAAAAUUCGUCGUUCCUCGCUCCAUGAUCUAUGGAACUUUGAUCAAUGGUGUUCUCGCCUUCGGCUACCUGGUCGCCGUCCUCUACUGCAUGGGUAACUAUACCGAAGCCGUCCUCAGCGCAACAGGCUACCCCAUCAUCACCAUUGCCUAUCAAGCAACCGGCUCGAUAGCAGCCAGUUGUGUCCUCAUGGCUCUGGGCAUGCUUCCGGGUUGGAUUGCGCUCUUCAACGGGCUUGCCUCCGUUACGCGUCUCACCUGGGCUUUUGCUCGAGACAAUGGGCUUCCCUUCUCCGACUUCUUUGCCGUCAUUGACCCAGUCUACAAGAUUCCUCUCCGUGCACUGUCCCUAGUUGCAUCCUGCAUGUUUGCUCUCUCGUUCAUCCAGAUCGGGUCGACGGCUGCGUUCAACGCUAUUCUCUCGCUCAGCACGCUCGGCUUGUAUAUCUCUUAUCUUAUUCCUCUCGUCCUGCUUGUCAUGAAGCGCUUCAUGGCACCUCAUGAUAUCCCAAAGGGUACAUUCACUCUGGGGAAAUUUGGCCUCCCCAUGAAUCUUCUUGCCAUUCUCUUCGCUACUUAUUUUUCAAUAUUCCUCCCUUUCCCUGCAACACUACCGGUUACUGCGGAAAACAUGAACUAUGCAGGACCUGUGCUUGGAUUUAUUAUGUUGUUUGCCUGUGUUGAUUGGCUUGUUCGUGGACGGCACAAGUGGCAGGGACCUACAAUGAGACCGUAUGAUAGGAACGAGUGA